CCUGCCCUAUCUGAAACGGAUGAGUGUUCAGUAGUCGAAACAUGUUCAAAUCCAACCUCGAAAUCAUCAACAGACGAUGGAAACGCCAUUUCCAAGGACUUUACGAGGACAUGAUCAGCUCGUUGCGCCUCGCUGGAUCCUCUCCAUCGCUUGGAACCACUUUGCAAUCGCACUCGUGGUCAAAGGCGUCUGUCUUGCUUGGGCAACUUCUAGACCUGCCCCGUAACCGGACAAUCACUCUCCAUCUCUUCGCUUUGGCCUGGAAUGCCUCCCUUCAAGCUAAACAUCCAGAUCACAAGCACACCUGGAUUCGUCAUGCCCUGGGGCUAGCACUUGAAACCGAGGACCAGGAGCUCGUUGUGAAAACUGGAGUACGAUUGGUUGAGUUGAACAUUGAAACUGGGGAUUUACAAGCGGCGGAUCAUAUCGCCUGGGUAUUGGAAACCUCAAACCACCGGCAGAUUCGGAUGCUUCGUUUGCAGAUCCAAAGUGUAAUUCGGCCAAAUCAGAUACCGUUCACCUUAAAAAGAAUUUUCCAACAAUCUCCAAAUCUAGUACCAGAGGACAUAUGGCAUAGUAUUCUUGGACACAUUGCAACAUUGCCCAAUUUUUCAAUCCUUUUUUCGAUGGUUUGCCAUUUGGCUUUGACACGUUGGCCUCAGGAUGAAAAAAUUCACUUACUUCUUCUGGCUACAUCGGAGUCGUCGAAAGAAUGGGACAUUGCAUACGAGAUCGUUGUUCAUGCCAUACAGAACAAGAUCCGUCUGAACAAGGUCAGACAGCCCUUUCUCAAACUUGGCCUCAGUGUUGCGCGUUCUUUGUGGAAAGAGGGGCAAUUUGAGGAGCUCAACAAAUUCUGCGAAAGCCUGAGUUUCGUAAGUUCGAAUCCAGAUUAUUGCGCCUUGCACGAAAAGGUUGUCGAGUACGCUCUUAAGGGUGCUUUAAGAUUAAGGGACUUAAAUAGAGUCAAGGACCUCAUGCGGACCUUCCCUUUAGCGUCUGAAUCUCCCAUCUCGAAGAAAAUUCGCUUACAUUUAGCUUUGAUGGAAAGGAACGAAUUCAAUAUUUGCCAAGAGCUCUUGAACGUUCUUGAUCAACAAACAAAUCCUUUGGAUCAUUUGACAGGAUUCAAGGGAUUGAUUGAUAUCAUGAACGGUCGUAAAACAUAUGAUAUCAACCCAUUACAUCUGAGCAAUCUGUUGGACAAAAUUUGGAAGCAAAUCAAGGACCCAAGGACUCAAGCAAUCACUUUGCAAUGGAUGAUUCAAAUUCAGAUGGAGUUGGCCACGGGUUCAUCAGAUUUUGAUAAUCCACAGCUCAUACAGAGAAUUGCCAACAACGUCAAUUUCUGCUUGAGUAAAUUGAUGGCACAACAAGACUUGUUGCCCUGGUUUUCAAAGGUGUUGUGGAAUGCGUCGUUGGCUUGUAUAUCCCAUUCGCAUUUACGGUCACAAGUCUUGGAGGCGGCGUCCAAACUGUUUGAGGCACAAAGAGAUAUCGUCAGUCAGACCAACUGUCAAAUUUUGAUUGUUGCUACCCAGAUACAAAUCAUCGAAAGCAAAGAAGACUGCGUGGAUAAAUUGAGACUCUUUGAAACUCUUGAAAUUAUGAAGAAGCAAUUAGCAUCCCUCGCUGUGGAUCCGAAAAAGCAAAACGUAGUUAAAAUUUACGAAUUCAAGUUGGCCUUGCUUCUUGAAGACAUCGCUCUUGCCUCUAGAAUCAUAGAGAAAACCAUCGAGGAAGAAUAUGAAGGCUGCCAAACUUUUGCCCUGCUCUAUUGUGUUUUAAGGAAGUAUCCACGAAAAUGUGGAACUAGUUUAUGGUUGUUGGAGAUCAAAGCCCUGCAAGGGUUGAUCAUGUGCGUCACCCGAGUUCCUGGUCAUUCCGCUCGUGAGGUCUUUCACCUCUUUUCCAAACUCCUGGCCACGGGUCUCUUCAUUGAGGAAUUGGAACUACUGGAGGAAGCUCGUCAAACUAUCCAAGAAUAUUUAAAACUUGAAUAUAUGUCAGAGCAAGACGUGCGAUGCCUUGUGGUUAUGGUGAAAAACUUGUGGAAUGGAGGCGUAAAGUUCGGUGAAAAUGGCCAAACUGAUCUGGCACUAUUCUGCAAAAGACUUGCGUUCAAUUUGACAGCUCAUUUGCCAGAGACAGAUCGCACAAAAAUAACUUUGAUCAUCGACAACUUUCGCGAGUAACACGUUUAUUUGGCGAAAAAUGAAAUUAAUCAUUCUUUUUCAGUUACAAAUUUCUUCUAAACUGCGAUUGUGAUUUCCGAUGAACCACUCUCCCGCGUCAUCAUUUAGACAGAAUAAUGGUUCUGCAGAGAACAGCGGUAGAGAAAUUAAUAGAAUAAUAAUAAUUAUCAUCGUAUCAAUGGUUGAAGAAUUCAUGAAUACUUCAGACCCCCAAAGGGUGUCGAA
Messenger RNA from Tigriopus californicus, 2420 nucleotides. RefSeq lists its product as uncharacterized. The transcript has 2 exons. The record is from RefSeq and is a predicted model, not a curated record. The coding region runs from base 42 to 2195 and encodes 717 amino acids. NCBI's taxonomy places the organism in Eukaryota, Metazoa, Arthropoda, Copepoda, Harpacticoida, Harpacticidae.